AUUCCACAGCCAUAUUUCCUCUGGUUAAAAACUCAAUAAAACCUUUAAAGCAUUGCCUCUCCUCCUUCCCCUGCUCAUCGCCAUGCCGUCGCCACUGCUGUGAAGCCACCAGCCGGAGACCUUCGAUAGCCACAGCUAUACCGUUGCAACCCACCUCAGGCAAGCUGUUUGAUCAAAUGCCUGAGAGGGAUGUAUAAAGGAUUACAAAUGCUUGAGAGGGAUGUGUGGACAUAUAACAUAUUUGCCCUUGUCCCCUGUUUUUAUUGUUAAAGUAGUCUGUGAUCUGUAAUCUGUUAUGAACCAAAACCAGUUGAAGCAAAUCCAUGGCCACACCCUGCGCAAUGGCAUAGAUUUCACGAAAUUUCUAAUCACUAAGCUUCUUGAAAUCCCAAACAUACCCUACGCUCACAAAGUGUUGGACCUUAUUCCUCAACCAACUGUCUUCCACUACAACAAACUCAUUCAAGCUUUCUCUAAACAUGGCCCUUGUGACAAAUGUUUUGUCCUUUACACCCAAAUGCGCCUCAAUGGCUGCUCCCCUAACCAGCACUCCUUCACCUCCCUCUUUGCUGCUUCUGCCACACUAAACUUGCCUCCUAACCAAGCUCAGUUUCUCCACACUCAUCUUGUGAAAUCAGGUUAUGAGUCUGAUCUCUACGCCUCCACAGCUUUAGUUGACAUGUAUGCAAAACUAGGCUGCUUACCUUUUGCACGCCAAGUGUUUGACAAAAUGGAGAUCAGAGAUGUUCCCACUUGGAAUUCCAUGAUAGCAGGGUAUGCAAGAAACGGGGAUAUGGAGGGAGCAUUGAAGCUGUUUGAUGAAAUGCCUACAAAGAAUGUUGUUUCCUGGACUACCAUGAUAUCUGGGUACUCACAAAACGGGAAUUACAGGAGUUGUCUCAAGUUGUUUUUGGAAAUGGAGAAAAGUAAUUUUGUAAUCCCAAAUGAAGUCACAGUUGCUAGUGCUCUUCCAGCCUGUGCGAAUCUUGGAGCAUUGGAGGUGGGAGAGAGGAUUGAAAGGUAUGCAAGGGCACAUGGGUACUUGAAGAAUUUGUUUGUGUGUAAUGCUUUGCUAGAAAUGUAUUUCAAAUGUGGUAAUGUUGAUAAGGCUAUGGAGAUAUUUGAGGAAAUUGGUGAAAGGAGGAACUUGUGCUCAUGGAAUACUAUGCUCAUGGGUUUGGCUGUUCAUGGAAAAGGUUAUGAAGCUCUUGUGCUUUUCCACCAAAUGAUUGGAGUCAUGUCACCAGAUGAUGUGACAUUUGUGGGAGCAAUCCUUGCAUGCACCCAUGGAGGAGGAGGAGGAGGGAUGGUGGAGAAAGGAUGGGAACUUUUCAAAUCAAUGGAGGAAAAAUUCUCAAUCAUUCCAAAACUUGAACACUAUGGAUGCAUGGUUGAUCUUCUUGGGCGUGCUGGAGAGCUUACAGAAGCCUACAAUCUUAUAAAAAGCAUGCCAAUGAAACCAGACUCGGUUGUAUGGGGAAGCCUUCUUGGGGCGUGUAGUUUUUAUAAGAAUGUUGAGAUGGGUGAGAUAGCAGCUGGACAUUUGUACAAACUGGAGCCUUGGAAUCCGGGCAAUUAUGUAAUUUUAUCGAAUAUAUAUGCGAAUACAGGGAGGUGGGAUGGAGUUGCAAAGUUGAGGAAGAUGAUGAAGGGUUCUGAAAUCAUAAAGGCAGCUGGGUAUAGCUUUAUUCAACAAGGAAAUGAAGUUUAUAAGUUUAUUGUGGAUGACAGAUCACAUCCGAGAUGUGAUGAAAUUUAUUUGAUACUAAAUCAAGUUUCCUCAAAGAUGAAGAAGCAAGAUGAAGAUGCAACUAUUUUUGAAUGUUUUGGAUAGCAUUAGCUUAGGAGAAUCAAAAUUUUGGCUCAAAGCAAAAUGAAGUUGUCAUAUGCUUAAUUUUAUUUGAUAGAUUUUUAAUGAAAAACAGAACAACGUUUCUUAAAAUUUAUGAUGUAUGUAUAUGAAUAUGACUAUUAUAUUUACAAUAGUAAUAUCAGAUGAUUCUAAAGGGUCAUUGCAAUUUUCACAGAACAGAGGUUUUUGAUUUCCUUAUUAGAA
Messenger RNA from Lactuca sativa (garden lettuce), 2056 nucleotides. RefSeq names its product Pentatricopeptide repeat (PPR) superfamily protein. Gene Ontology annotation, molecular function: RNA binding; protein binding. Gene Ontology annotation, biological process: RNA modification. The record is from RefSeq and is a predicted model, not a curated record. Lineage: Eukaryota; Viridiplantae; Streptophyta; Magnoliopsida; Asterales; Asteraceae.